GUGCCCUCUCGUGUUUCUCACGCCUCACCUAUCCUCGCCUCUAAGCGUCAUCGCUAAUAACUUACAUGACGUCCAGCCAGUCGGCGUCCCUGUGUAUCCGCGUAUCCCCAUUGAUCAUUAUACAUCCGAGGCUGCUUUUUUUUACUCCAGGGACUGGAUAACACGGCUCGCUCCCCCACCGUCACCGACUCGCCACGCGGCAUCUGUACAUUCUUCACUUUCCUGUCCGCCUCGGUUGUCCUUUUGUCAUUCUUCAAACAUGGCCGGCUAGAGAACAACUCUGAUUUCGCCCCUGUCUCGAACUGCGCCAACGCGUAGGUGCAUAGUGUGCAAUGGCACCCUUGGACGACAAUGAGAAGAAUGACCUCUCGCACGCUCUGAGCCAGGAGGGCGUGGAAGAAAAGGACCUGGAAAAAACUCAAGACGGCCCGUCCAGGAAUCUCGAGGUUCCCCAAGAUCUGAGGAAGAUUGGUCGGGGAAAGAGCACCGAUUCAACCAGACUGGCCAGGAUCGAGUCGACUGCCACAUCAGUUACAGAAGCCAGUCACGCCGGCCUCUCCAAACAAGCACAGAAACGCCCACUUCCAUGGUAUCACAAGAUCAAUCCACUCAAAUAUGGCGACCCGGCCCCGCUGCCCGAAGAACGUUCCGUCUGUCCAGAAUACAACGCCGGCUUCUUCAGCCUUCUGACGUUUCAAUGGAUGAACCCUUUGAUGACCGUUGGUUACAAGCGUAAUUUAGAGAUCAAUGAUAUCUGGCUCGUCAACCCGGAUAGGUCCUCCCAGGUCAUGAUCGACAAGAUGAUGGCUUCCUUCAACGCCCGCACUGCCCGAAAAGAACGCAAUCCCUUAAAAUGGGCACUCUUCGACACCUUCAGGAAUGAAUUCCUCUUUGGUGCUGCCUGUGCUUUUCUCUCCGCCGUUUUACAGGUCAUGUCGCCUUUCACGACCCGGUACUUGAUUCAGUUUGCUACCGAUGCAUGGAAUGCCGACAGAAACGGCGGCGAGCCCCCUAAUAUUGGUCAUGGAGUUGGUUUGGUCAUUGGUAUCACACUCAUGCAAAUCUGCCAAACCACAGCCACCAACCACUUCAUCUACCGCGGCAUGAUCGUUGGAGGUCAAGCACGAGCUGUUCUCAUCAAUGCCAUUUUCGAAAAGACUUUGACCAUCUCCUCCAGAGCCAAGGCUGGAGGCAAGGCCAUUGAGGAUCUGCAGCCAAAAGAACCCAACGACAAAUCCGAGCAGCCUGACCAGGCACAACCUGACCCAAGAAGACCCGCUCUUGCCCGCUUCAUGUCCAGAAAGUUGCACCCGAAAGGCGGACCGAAUGUCACACCAGACAAAUCAAUAGGCGUCUCAGGCGAUGGCACGGGUUGGAGUAACGGCAAGAUUGUCAAUCUCAUGAGCGUCGAUACAUAUCGCGUUGAUCAAGCCUCGGGCAUGUUUCAUAUCGUUUGGACUUCUCCUAUUCAGUUGGCUUUGGUCCUCGUUGUUCUAUGUGUCAACCUGGGUUACAGUGCCCUGUCGGGCUAUGCACUUCUCAUGAUUAUGAUUCCUCUACUAGCUAAAUCCAUCAAGGCUCUAUUCGCGAGGAGAAAAGUCAUCAACAAGAUUACUGAUCAACGUGUCACCCUGACACAAGAAAUUCUGGGCUCGGUCCGCUUCGUCAAGUUCUUUGGCUGGGAAACCAGUUUUCUAGGCCGACUCAAGGAGCUCCGACGAAGAGAAAUUCGCGCCAUCCAGAUCCUCCUGUCAAUUCGGAAUGCCAUUAAUGCGGUAGCCCUGUCUAUGCCUGUAUUUGCCUCCAUGUUGGCCUUCAUCACAUAUUCAGUGACGGAUCAUCAUCUGGCACCAUCCAGGGUCUUUUCCUCUUUGGCUCUUUUCAACUCGCUCAGAAUGCCACUCAAUCUCCUGCCUUUGGUCCUCGGUCAAGUCACUGACGCCGUGACUUCUAUACGCCGCAUUCAAGAGUUCCUUCUUUCCGAAGACCAGAUCGACGAGAUCAUAUGGGACGAAGAUCUCAGUGACGCCGUUGAGGUCUCCCAUGCGUCAUUCACUUGGGAGAGGACUGCCACUCGGGAUAAGGAGCGAUCGGCAACCUUCCAAACCAAAGGAGAACUCAUGGCUGCCAAAAAGGCUGAAAAGGAUCGGAAAAAGGCAGAGAAGAAGACAGCGAGAGCAGCCAAGAAGAACAAAGACUUGGCGGUUAUUGCGCAAGAAGAUGCCUCCAGCGAGCAUACGGAAGUGGAGCCAUUCAAAUUGCACGAUGUCGACUUUACCGUAGGCAGAAAUGAGCUGAUAGCAGUUAUUGGUUCUGUCGGCUCAGGGAAAUCGUCGCUACUGGGAGCACUCGCAGGCGACAUGCGGAAGACAGGUGGCAAGAUCAAGCUUGCAUCUACCCGUGCUUUCUGCCCCCAGUAUGCCUGGAUUCAAAAUGCGACACUUCAAGAGAACAUCCUUUUUGGGAAGCCGUAUAGGUCCAAAUGGUACCGAAGCGUGAUUGAUGCUUGUGCGCUUGGCCCAGAUCUAGAUAUCCUUCCAUCUGGCGAUCAGACCGAGAUUGGCGAGCGGGGCAUUACACUAUCUGGGGGCCAGAAGCAACGGCUGAACAUUGCUCGCGCUAUAUAUUUCGAUGCUGACAUCAUCUUGUUGGAUGACCCCUUGUCCGCAGUGGAUGCUCACGUUGGUCGCCACAUCAUGGACAAGGCAAUCUGUGGUCUAAUGAAGGACAAAUGUCGCAUCCUGGCCACUCACCAGCUACAUGUUCUGGACAGGUGUGAUCGUAUCAUCUGGAUGGAAGAUGGGCAUAUCCAGGCCAUUGACACAUUUAAUAACCUCAUGAGCCACAGCGUCGAAUUCCAGAAGCUCAUGGCCACAACAGCUCAGGAAAGUCAUCACCAGCCGCAAGCAGAGGAAGGAGAAGAAGACAAGAAGCCUUCAGACAAAAAGCUUAACAAAGGUAAAGGUGCAGCUUUGAUGCAACAAGAAGAGCGCGCGACCGACUCUGUCAGCUGGAGCGUCUGGGGUGCAUACAUGAAAGCAUCCGGAUUUUUCUUGUUCUGGCCCCUGAUCUUCCUCACGCUUGUGCUGUCCCAAGGAUCCAACAUUGUGACAAGUCUGUGGUUGAGUUGGUGGGUCAGUGAUCAUUUUGGCUUCUCGCGUGGAACAUAUAUCGGAGGAUAUGCCGGUCUAGGGUUGUGCCAGGCUUUGGUCCUCUUCGCUUUUGGAACUCUCCUCUCGACGAGCGGUACCAACUCCAGCAAGAAUCUCUUGCAAAAGGCUAUGACCAGGGUUCUGCGGGCGCCAAUGUCAUUUUUCGACACGACGCCUCUCGGGCGUAUCACCAACCGAUUCUCUAAAGACGUCGACUCGAUGGACAACAGCUUGACGGAUGCCAUGAGGUUAUACUUUAUCACUCUCGGCAUGAUCAUUGCUGUGUUUUGUCUCAUAAUCGCCUAUUUCCACUUUUUCGCGGUCGCGUUGGGACCACUGUUCCUUCUGUUCUUGUUUGCAGCCAGUUACUAUCGGGCUUCUGCUCGUGACGUCAAGAGACACGAGUCAGUUCUCCGGUCGCAUGUGUUUGCGCGGUUUUCUGAAUCUGUCAGCGGGGUGGCGUCGAUUCGCGCGUAUGGGCUGCAGAAGUAUUUCAUUGGGCGUGUUCGAGAUUCUAUCGACGAAAUGAACUCGGCAUAUUAUCUUACGUUUGCCAAUCAAAGAUGGGUUGCAACGCGGCUGGACGCCAUUGGCAACGCGCUUGUUUUUGUGGUGGGAAUUUUGGUGAUUACCGAUCGGUUCAAUGUGAACCCCAGCAUCGGCGGACUUGUCUUGUCAUACGUUUUGGCCAUUGUUCAAACGAUUCAAUUCACCAUUCGACAGUUGGCCGAAGUAGAGAACAACAUGAACGCUACGGAGCGAAUACACUACUACGGAACUCAACUGGAGGAAGAAGCGCCACUGAAAGCGAGAGAGGUGCCUGAGUCGUGGCCACAGUCUGGUGCAAUCGUGUUUGACCGUGUCGAGAUGCGAUAUCGGCCAGAGUUACCUCUUGUACUCCGAGGAUUGGAUUUCGAAGUCAAAGGAGGUGAGAGAAUCGGAAUCGUGGGACGAACCGGCGCCGGCAAAUCGUCCAUCAUGUCGGCGUUGUUCCGGCUCAGUGAGCUUUCCGGAGGGCAGAUCAAGAUUGACGGGAUUGACAUUUCUACGGUCGGUCUGCAUGACCUUCGGUCACGACUUGCAAUCAUCCCUCAAGACCCGACACUGUUUCGGGGGACAGUAAGGUCGAAUUUGGAUCCAUUCAACGAACAUUCGGAUCUUGAGCUGUGGGCGGCAUUGCGUAAGGCGGAUCUGGUGGCAGAAGAUGUGAAUGACAAGGAGAAACGCGAACGACCCGAGACGGCUGAGACGGCGGCGACAUCAACGUCCAAGCUAGACGGGCACAAUGCGCCUAGCCGAAUUCAACUGGAUAGUCCGGUUGAAGAGGAGGGGUUGAACUUUUCGCUUGGGCAACGACAACUCAUGGCACUGGCACGAGCAUUGGUGCGCAACUCACAGAUCAUUGUUUGCGACGAGGCGACAUCUUCGGUCGACUUUGAAACGGACGAGAAGAUUCAAAAAACCAUGCGGAUCGGAUUCGCAGGCAAAACGGUUCUAUGCAUUGCGCAUCGACUCAAGACCAUCAUCAACUAUGAUCGGAUUUGUGUCAUGGAUAAAGGCCAAAUUGCCGAGCUGGACACACCCCUGAAUCUAUUUGAAGCAAAUGGUAUCUUCCGCGGCAUGUGCGACAAGAGUCACAUUGUUCGAGAAGACUUUUUCCGCGAGUGAUGCGCGUCAACUUGGCGGACUCGAUUGGAUAUAUGAGAUGUGAUAUGGAUGGAAUUCAGGUCGACACAGAGCACAUGAAUUGGAUAUAGGUGCAAGCAUAGCCUACGGUACUGUGCAGCAUAUAGCAGUGGCGUCAAAUAGAAUAAUAAGAGUUAUUUAGAUGAUGA
This is a messenger RNA of Exophiala mesophila, 4987 nucleotides long. RefSeq lists its product as uncharacterized. Bases 333 to 4820 code for a protein of 1495 amino acids. Gene Ontology annotation, biological process: transmembrane transport. The transcript has a single exon. NCBI's taxonomy places the organism in Eukaryota, Fungi, Ascomycota, Eurotiomycetes, Chaetothyriales, Herpotrichiellaceae. Gene Ontology annotation, cellular component: membrane. Gene Ontology annotation, molecular function: ATP hydrolysis activity; ABC-type transporter activity; ATP binding. The record is from RefSeq and is a predicted model, not a curated record.